AUGGGUCUAAACCCUGCUGCUCAGGGCUCUAAGUUGGCUGGUGACUGGGAAAUUCUUGAAGUUUAUAUUAAACGGUACAAAGACAUACACGCUAGACUACCAUUUACUGUUGCUUCAACUCUUCUUCAAGCAGAUUCUUGUAUCGAAUUGCCUCUCUGGCUUGUUCAAAUGUUCAAGGAUGGUCAGAAGGAAAAAGCUUUGGGAAUGGGUGGGCAAGAAGCAAGUACUGCUUCCUUGUUUCAGUUAUAUGUUGAUUAUGGGCGUCUUACAGAGGCCACUAAUUUGCUAUUGGAGUACAUGGAAUCAUUUGCAUCAUCGAAACCAGCAGAGGUAUUGAAAAGGAAAAAGGUAUCAGGAGUUUGGUUUCCUUACACGACAGUGGAAAGACUAUGGUGGGAGCUAGAGAAGACGAUGAACUCAGGACGAAUGUUGGAGCAGUGCCAGAAGCUGAAGGAACAACUCCAUCAAGCAUUACUCAAUCACUUAAAGCUGCUGAAAGUGGACUCAGAUGAUGCUGUAUCCUCUGCAACCGGUUGA
Molecule: messenger RNA, 537 nt
Organism: Microthlaspi erraticum
Lineage: Eukaryota; Viridiplantae; Streptophyta; Magnoliopsida; Brassicales; Brassicaceae
Source: the annotation of a GenBank genome assembly